UUAAUUUUUUAUUAUGUUUAAUUGUUUUGUGUUAAUGUUCGUUAAUAGACUCUGUUAUUUCUGCUGAAGAAGCAGCAAAGGUAAAUGAAUUCUUAGCCAGAGAACAAGAAAGGAAGAAUCGGUAUCGUAAACCAAAAUCUAAAAACAAAUUCAGUAAAGGAGGGCUUCAACAUCAGCAGUCGCAGAUGAAACGACCUUUAAUUACUCAGAUGAGGAGUGAAAUACCUGUUCAGCCUGUUCAUCCUACUCCUCAUGUUAAUAAUAAUGUACAGCCAUCUACAUCUCAGCAAUCAUCUUACACUUCUCAUAAUCCACCUAGAAAGAUAUUAAUAAAUCCACAUUUUCGCGGGCCUCGUCCAUCGGUUUCAGAAGAAUCAUCAUAUGCACCUGCCAAACAAUCUCAGUUUAUUCGUAAUUCACAUUCGCAACACAUAAACAGUGGAAGGAACAUAACUCCACAAAUACAACAAAAUCUACCUCCAUCGUCACUACAAAAUAUGGGCCCAAGAUUUCCCAUACCACAGCAGGGACAGUAUCGAAUGGGGUUGCUAGACAAUCGACCGCCGGCUUUCGGUGGAGAUCGACAGUUUCCUCACAAUCAACAGGAUGUGCACUUUGAUCAGAGAAACCAUCCAUCGUCUCGUGCUAAUUUAGAAUGUAUGCCUGAUAUGUUUCGUCCACCUAUCAAUACCAUGCCACCUGCAUGUAUUCCACAAAAUGAUUCAUUAUUGGGUUCUCCACCACUUCAAAUGAAUAAUACAAACAUUCAUAGAUUUCAGCCACCCAUUUCAAAUUCAUGGAAUGUAUUAACAUCACAGGCUAAUAUGUCUCAACAGCAUAUGCCACUUCAUCCAGCACCUCCGAGACAACCAAUGUUCGAAAUGCCCUUUAGAGGACCAUCAAUGCAUCAACCAUCAAUUCCAAAUCCGAAUUUUCGAGAUAAUAAUAUUCCGCCUCCUCCUUUACCACAAGUUGUUCAAAUGUCGAACUUUCAACAUCAGUCGAAUUCAUCUAAUCCUCCAUCGUCAUUUCCACCAUUACAUAUUCCUCCACCGAAUCAUCAUUCUCAGUUUCCCAUGAAUCCAUUAUCCAUUCAGCCAAAUAUGCCUCCACCGCCACCUCCACCACCACCGCCACCAGCACCCCAACAGUUCCGGUCUCAGGAGUUUGUUCCAAAUAUGAUGCCGAUACAGACAACACCAUUUUCAAAUAAUGUCCGAAAAGAUAUGUAUUCAUCUCCAAAAUAUAAUCGGAAUAUUCUUCAGCAUCCUCAUCAAGUUCAGCAGUCUAACGUUCAAAAUAGAAUGCCUUCUCCUCAAGUACAAUUGUCCUCACCUCAAAGACGUUAUAAAGCACAGAUGCAGAGGAAAAGAUUAAAUUCAGAUAAUAAGACCUCGUCUUUGGUAAAACAACAACGAAUCGAUAACCGUAAACAAAGAAAAAGUGGUAAUAUCGGACGAAAACCGGUUGCUCAGAAUUCUAAUAUCAAAGAGGUUCCUAUAGUUGAAAAUCUGCCACCAUCACAACCUGUCCAACCUGUUAAAGAAGCAGCAGCCGAGAUUGAAGAGGAUGAAGAAACCAAAGAAUUGAGAAGGAAAAUAGAAGAGCAGAAAAAAUUACGUGAAGAAAUUCUUCGUCGUAAAGAAGAAAGACGUCGUAUGAUGGCAACACAAAGAAUGAAAGAAUUGCAGCAACGCCUAAAAGAGCAAAAACAACAGCAGCAGCAACAGCAACCACAACAACAACAACAACAACAACAGUUGCAGCAGCAGCCACAGCCACAACUGCUGCAGCACCAGAAACCAGUUGAAAACAAAAAUGCAAUAUCAGAAAAUACAAAAGAGCAAACAAAAUUAACAGUUAAACAAAGAAUUGGCAUUUUUAAUAUAAUGAAACAAACACCAAAUUUUGCUCCCAAAUUGAAAAAAGUCGUCGUUUUAAGGAAAAAAUUUCAGCAAUUGGGCCAAAAUACACAAAAGAAUCCAGUGAUUAUACAGACAAAAGCUCAACAAAACACCCCAAUUCAGUCGAUGCAAGCUAACAUAAUGCAACAAAGGAUACAGAAUCCUCAGAAUAGGACUGUCGCACCUCCUGGUACAAAAAUAAAUCAGAUUAAUACUAUUAAGAAAAAAAUUCCUGUUACAAAAGAUCAAAGGAUAGUCAUACCAAGAGGACAAGCUCCACAGACUCAGCGACAGGUGAUUCAAGUUAACACCAAUGGAGGAAAUACAACUACUAGAAAGGUUUUGACUCCAAAUUGUAAUAGAAAUGCAGUACGUAUGCAGCGUAUGGUAAAUUUAAUAGGGACCGAAGGACAAGGUGAUGCACCUUCUGCACAACAGCGGAAUUUAUUAACUCAAAAGACACAGACGGUACUGAUUGAAAAUUUGACGGCUUCUACUAACGAAGCGCAACUCUCAAAACUUUGCUCUUCAGUCGGUCCUGUCGAGCUANGAGAAUUAGCCAAUAAUGUCAUCAAAGAACUGUGUAAUAUGUGGCUUGAGUUAAAACUGGUGCAUGGAAAGCUUAAGCACUCACAAAGUCAGGGUUCAGCAGAAAGAUGUAAUCAAGACGUAGAAAAUAUGCUUAGUUCUUGGUUGGAGACUAACAAAACUAACAAAUGGUCGGAAGGAUUACGUUUCGUACAACUGAUAAAAAUUGAGUGCAUCAUACUGGUAUAA
Molecule: messenger RNA, 2681 nt
Organism: Centruroides sculpturatus (bark scorpion)
Lineage: Eukaryota; Metazoa; Arthropoda; Arachnida; Scorpiones; Buthidae
Product: RNA-binding protein 33-like
Exons: 14
Coding region: 186-2681 (831 amino acids)
Molecular function (GO): RNA binding
Source: RefSeq, a predicted model, not a curated record